This is a messenger RNA of Folsomia candida, 2939 nucleotides long. RefSeq names its product chromatin assembly factor 1 subunit B (gene Caf1-105). Bases 152 to 2638 code for a protein of 828 amino acids. Gene Ontology annotation, cellular component: CAF-1 complex; nucleus. Gene Ontology annotation, biological process: nucleosome assembly; DNA replication-dependent chromatin assembly. The record is from RefSeq and is a predicted model, not a curated record. The transcript has 8 exons. Gene Ontology annotation, molecular function: protein binding. NCBI's taxonomy places the organism in Eukaryota, Metazoa, Arthropoda, Collembola, Entomobryomorpha, Isotomidae.
UUUUUUCUUUUCUUUUCUUCUUUCACGACGUCCUUCGCUGCUCGGAUGGGAGUUAAUUAAAGUUUUCCUUUAGUCGGAUUUUCACUUUUAGACAAUUAAAUUAUUUGAGUUUGUCAUCUUCAGGGGUGGUUUAACUCUUUGUUACUUAAAAAUGCGUGUUGUAAUCCCGCAAAUCGCUUGGCACAAUAGAGACCCCGUUCUUUCUGUCGAUUUUGACCCCACCACGAAAGGAGAUGCAGAUUUCUAUCGUAUUGCGAGUGGGGGUGGCGAUUGCCAAGUUUUGGUCUGGCAUCUCAAGGCUGCCGAUACUUUGAAGCCUGAGUUAACCUGCGUGGCAGAAUUAAAGAGGCAUGAGAAGCCAUUGAACAUCGUCCGCUUUAGCCCUGAUGGUUCGUACAUCGCGACAGGAGGAGAUGAUGCAUAUAUAAUUUUGUGGAAUCGUGGCGAAAAGACGACAGAGAACGAAGAGAAUUGGCAGUUUGAAAAGUCUAUGCGAAAACAUAUUGAGGAUGUCAGCGACUUGUGCUGGUCUCCUGAUGGGUUGUUCUUGAUAUCCGGCUCAAUCGACAACUCCGCAGUGUACUGGGAUGUGAAGAAGGGACAAGCCCUACAUGUUUGGAGUGAAAAAGAACAUACAGGGUUCGUUCAUGGCGUUGCAUAUGAUCCACUACAUGAAUUCGCAGCGACAAUGUGCAUUGAUAGAAAUCUACGAUUCUUCGAUCUCAAGACCAAGAAAACCACUCAUAAAGCACUCAAAUACCCUGACGAUUGGAUUAGUGCCGAUAUACAAAAUAAGUUGGAUAAUGUUGAAAAAGAGAACAACGUGCCAGUUUCUGGCCUUGCUCAAGAUGCUACAACUGAAGUACAACAGGAAGUUCCUGUAACAAAGAAGGCACCAGCAUUUGUGAAUCGGCUUUUUCAAGAUGAAUUUCUCCCAACGUUCUGUCGCCGCCUUAGUUUUUCACCAAGAGGAGAGUUGCUGCUUGUUCCAGGAGGACUUUUACCGCCAGGACAGACCACUUCCGGUUCACUAAAUAUGUCGGAAGCGAUGGACAAUGAAGAAAAAACUUCUUCUGCAGACGAGAGUGAUAAGAAGAAAGACAAGAAAGUUAAAAAGAAGACGACUUCAGUCAAUAAUUCCAUUAUCGUCUUUUGUCGCCAUUCUUGGACAAAUCCUUGUGCCGUGAUUCCUACCCUAGAUUCAUAUUCCAUUGCUACCCGUUUUUGUCCCAUUUACUUCAAUAAGUAUAGAAAAUCUGUUUCAUACGGCAUCGUCCAUCCAAAAAAGAAUGAACGAUCGUUUUCCUGCAUCGGAAGGAUUGCUACCCAGAAAGAUGAUAAGCAUGCCUUGAUGAAAAUGCCAUAUCGUUUGGUUUACGCUGUCGCUACUAAUGACACUGUGUUAAUUGGUGAUACUGCGUCUUCUUCACCGUUGGCUGUUAUCCGAAAUAUUCACCUAGCAAGGAUAUCUGAUAUCACUUGGGCAGCGAAUGGUCUAGCUCUGAUUGUUUCAUCUACCGAUGGCUACUGUUCAAUAAUUACAUUUGAGAAGGGGGAAUUGGGAGAUGAAUUCACUGUAGAGGCAGACAACCCGUUUCCUGUAUUGACACGUGAUUGCUUCCCGAUCUUACCCCUUGAACCCAAGCCUGAAAAACAAUCGAAAAAGAAAACUCCUAAACCGAAACCUGAUGCAAAAACGGCAAAAGAUAAGGAAACGAAACCCUUGAUCAAGAAAAAGCCAGUUGUUCAAUCCAACAAGAUUACAACUCUAUUUGACAAUAUUGCCGCUUCCUCCUCCUCGUCUUCUCCUGCAGGGCCUAAGAAGGUUAUAUCAACGAUGUCGUCCAACCCGACUGAACAAUCUCCGUCCACUCAAGACCAAUUAUCAAAGCAAACUGACAAUAAUGAGUCAGCUUCAUCAACUCCAACAAGCAAAUCCAAAAGAAAAACGUUUAUGGACGCUUGGGUUAAGAAGACCCCAAAAGCUGAAGCGAUAGAACCAUCUGCAACAUCAGGAGGUGACGAUUCGAGCUCUAAACAACAGAGUCAACCAGAAGUCAUUGUUCUCGACGAGAAUAGUGAACCAGAGUCAUGUGAUGGAACAGAAAAAGUGCCCGCCACUGAUUCAUCAGUAUCAAAUUCGACUGUCAAGUAUCCAAUGACUCCACCGUUGACGGCUAAACCAAUUGCUGUUCGUCGCUUGUCCACAACCAUGGUGUCUCCCCUUGUUACAUCACCGAAUGCCCCGCAGAAACGAAAACAAGGAGAUCUAACACCUGAAGAACAACAUCGACUAUUAACUGGGCCUAUAAAAUUCAGGCGGGUCAUGGAAGAAUCAAUGCCAAUAAUGGAAUCGUCAAACAGUUCAGCUACAGAUGAUGGCAAUUCUCUUUCUGCUGAAAACAAACACAAGUCAGAAAAUUCCAUUACAUCAGCUAGAAUUAUUUCGGUAUCGGAAACAGUUCCUAGUCUGACAACUAACAUUUCAGAAAUAUCUGCAUCGCCUAAAGUCACUGACCCUAAUUGUCCUCCGUCGCCUGUAUCUUCAGGAUCAUCAUCUUCGGCUCGACCGCCGCGAAGAAUUACUCUUACUACUUUACCACAAGCUACGAAAAGCAACUUUGGAAAGUUGGAUUAAGAUGAUAUUUUCUACAAAUUUAUUAGUACUGAGCGGUUUUUUGUUAAUUUAUGAAUAGAAAGGACCUUGAUUAAUUUAUUGAUUUAAGUAGAAUGUUGAGGGUGCCCCUCCUUCCGUUCCGUGUCAAGUUAUAUGUUGUAAAAAAAUUGUUUAGAAUGAUGAAAUUCCACUGUCCUUGAAAUUUAAAUUUAAACGAUCGAAAUUAUUCAUUAUUAUUUCCGUCUACUUGCUUAUGAUUUUUUGAACAUUUUUUGUUCUCGCAACUUUUCAGAAUAAAUGCGCUGUUUGGUACUAGAAAUAA